Messenger RNA from Umbelopsis ramanniana AG, 1263 nucleotides. RefSeq lists its product as uncharacterized. Gene Ontology annotation, biological process: phenylalanyl-tRNA aminoacylation. The coding region runs from base 1 to 1263 and encodes 420 amino acids. The record is from RefSeq and is a predicted model, not a curated record. Lineage: Eukaryota; Fungi; Mucoromycota; Umbelopsidomycetes; Umbelopsidales; Umbelopsidaceae. The transcript has 4 exons. Gene Ontology annotation, molecular function: phenylalanine-tRNA ligase activity; ATP binding; tRNA binding. Gene Ontology annotation, cellular component: cytoplasm; mitochondrion.
AUGUUGGGUUUUAACAGUGCUCGAAAUAAAGCAGGUGUACAAUCAGAAGAUACGAUUAAUGUCUGUGGACAAGAAUACACUAAGGAUGAAUGGACAAAUGUCACUCCAAACAUAUUGUCCAAGACGUCUCGAAAGCUCCAUCUUCACCAAUCUCACCCAAUUUCGAUUAUUCGUCAACGUAUUGAAAACCAUUUUGCUACAUUCAAAGCUCUCAAUAGGUUUGAGCCCACUGUCACUACCAAAAUGAAUUUCGAUGACUUGUGCAUUCCUGCCGAUCAUCCCACACGUGUGAAGUCUGAUAAUUACUACAUCAAUGCCACCAACAUGCUACGUGCGCACACAUCCGCACACCAACUUCAGGGCCUAGAGUCUGGAGCAACUAAGUUCCUUAUAAGUGGUGAUGUUUACCGCCGUGAUGAAAUUGACAGUUCUCAUUAUCCUGUCUUUCAUCAAAUGGAAGGCUUACAAUACUUUGACAUGGAUCCAGAAAUCACUGCUAAACAAGUUCAAGAUGAUAUAGCAUCUCAAGCUGAAUUAGCAGCCAACACUGUUCAACUUGUCGACGAUACUUUGGUCAAACCAGAAAACCCAAUACAAGACCGACAUGCUCCUGAAGCUGCUCAAGCUGUCGUUGCACAUCUUAAGCAUUCGUUAAAUUCAAUGGUUCGCGCAUUAUUCAAGGAUGAACCCAAUCUGCAAGUUCGCUGGAUUGAUGCCUACUUCCCUUUUACCAGUCCCAGCUGGGAGAUGGAAAUCUUCUACCAAGGAGAGUGGCUGGAAAUUUGUGGAUGUGGUAUUGUUCGACAAGAUUUGAUGGAUGCCGCUGGUCUUCAAAAUAAGAUAGGAUGGGCAUUCGGAUGUGGACUUGAAAGAUUGUCUAUGGUUUUGUUCGAUAUUCCUGACAUUCGUUUGUUUUGGUCGGAAGACGAAAGGUUUUUGAGUCAGUUCGCCGCUGGAGAAAUCGUCAAGUUCAAGCCGUUCUCAAAGUUCCCUCCAUGUUUGAAAGAUAUCAGUUUCUGGCUUCCUGAAAAGGACUGGAAUGAAAACAACUUUUGCGAAAUUGUGCGAGGUGUUGCUGGCGACAUUGUUGAAAAUGUCACCAAGAUCGAUGAUUUCACACACCCAAAAACACAAAAGCGAAGUGUAUGCUAUAGAAUUACAUACCGAUCAAUGGAUAGAAAUGUAACCAACGAGGAAAUUAAUGCCAUCCAAGAGAAAGUCCGCUCCACGGUGGAAGAAGACUUGUCCGUCCAAUUGCGAUAA